AUGAGCCUGCGUCUGCCCCUCCUUGGGGUAGCCAACUUCGCCACCAUCAUCAGCGCCUACGCCCCAACAAUGACCAGCUCGGACGAAGCAAAGACCAAGUUCUACGAAGACCUGCGCACCCUUCGGACGUCUGUGACGCAGGCGGACAGGCUGGCUACCCUUGGUGACUACAAUACCCACGUGGGGACGGGCUGCGCUGCCUGGGGGGAGUGCUGGGUCCUCACGGAAUCGCCGCCGGCAAUGACAAAGCUCUCUUCCUUCUCCUGGGAACCUACAGUUAGUGACCUAGCUCAUGAAAUAUUUCGAAAUUUACGAAUGAUUUCCAAUCACUCACAAAUCGACACCAUUCCAAGAGUCCAAUGUCCAUGUUAAUUAAAUAAAAGUUUAAAAGAAUUAAAAACAUAAAAGAAACAUUAAAGGCAGUGUGGCGUUGUCUAGAAAUGCCGAUUGAUUUUGAGAAGCGUAAUAUCCCGAAAACGUCAGAAAUGGCUCUAAUUAAGUAAAGUCCGUUUUUAAAUGUAUAGAAUUUAUUCUCAUACCAAAAACGUGGCAAAUAUGAAAUCAGACAUAAAAUAACGUCUAAUAACAGUGUUUUAGUGAAGUUUUCAUCUAAAUAUCGUUUAAUAAGUAGUGUGAUUUCGUAUAUGACGGUGUGUCAACUGCCUACUUUCUGAGAGCAGAUUCCAAAAGAGUUUUCCAGUGAGUCCUCUUGUUUUCUAUUUCUUUGAAGUAAAUGAGAUGAAGUUUAACAAAAGACGCUGGAUUUUGCUUGAUUUCACCGAUGGGGACGUCGUAGGAUUUAAAUUUUUCAUAAGGCGACAUGCCAUGUGGCCGGUCGGUGCCUAAUAAAUUAAAAUAGAACUAUCAGGCGUGAUCGUAAACAGACCAUUUUUAUAUUGACUCAACUGUGAAAAACGGCGCCUCGGUGGGAUUCGAACCCACGCAGUAAGUAGAAGGCUUUAGUAUAGGCAACGCUCUAAACACUUGAGCUACGAGGCCCAGCCGGACGACUCGAGCAUGAGUCAGACAGUGCCAGCUUUGUAAGCUGAUUGAGUGGUUAACGGGGUUUCUAGACGCCUGCGCUUGGUUGUUCUAAAAGCUACGUGUGCGUGUGGUCCAGCCACCCUGGAGCUGUGGUCACAUGUUUUCUAGGGGGAGGGCUUAUAUGCGCCCCAGGCCCCACAGGACCUCUUCGCUUCCGGCUGCUCUACGUUUUCCCAGGCCAUCAUGGAGGAGAAGACAGUGGUCCUGCAGCAGUCGGCGCCAAAUACUGACUAG
This is a messenger RNA of Spirometra erinaceieuropaei, 1278 nucleotides long. The record is from the annotation of a GenBank genome assembly. NCBI's taxonomy places the organism in Eukaryota, Metazoa, Platyhelminthes, Cestoda, Diphyllobothriidea, Diphyllobothriidae.